UUGUUUACUUGACAAACAACUUUUGCAUUUACGUAUGAUAAGAAAAUAUCGUACGGUUUACCUCAGUAACUUUUUUUAGCAUAAUUCCGAAAUUACACUUCAUUUCGAAAACUCACCUUGUCCAAAUGAACGUAAACACUUAUUCGACGCUGUAAUAAUUGGAUAUACUUUGGUGAACAUAAAAGUGAUAUUUUUAAAAUAAUUUGAUAUAUGGUCAAUGAUGUGAAAUGAAAUUAUGCUGACUAGUUACUAUAAAGUAGAAUUCCUGAAGUGACCGUGACACCCAUUAAAGUUAUGCAAUUUUAGAUUACGCAUUCGGUCACUAUAAUUUUUGUUAUCAUCUAAUGCCGGUCCUUGUAAUGUUGCAUUUGUUCAUUUGCAAAUAAUACCUCAUUCAGUCAACUACUAUGUUAUCUGCUUAAAAUCGAUAUGAGCAUAGAAAUCAAUUUGAAGAGGAAACUAUGGCCAAGAACCUUUCGCUUCACCGGCAAUUAUCGUACAUACACAAUAGUGAUAUUUAUUACUUUUUUCAUUACUUUGACGAUCUAUAGCUAUCACUAUACUUCAACCAACAUCAUAGAUGAAUUAAAAGCAUUCAGUGAAGAAAGAGAAUCCGAUAAAAUUAUAUUACGGUUUGAACGACGGCGUAAACAUCUAAAUGAUGAAUGUAAGAAGUUUGGCUUAGAUAAACCAGGAACUGAUCACAACCACAAACUUAACGCUUGGGAGUUUUUGAUCAAUGAAGAGUAUGGUUUAGUGUAUUGUAACAUCUUUAAAGCAGCAUCGUCAUCUUGGUUAUAUAACUUUAACUUGCUCGCAGGGUACAGUCCUGAGUAUUUAGAGAACGCUUCAAAAACACCGGUUAGUUUAGCUCGAAGCAAAUACCCAAGACCAUCCCGUGAAUAUCUCCAAGAAGCUCUGAAUAAACAUUUGAGUUUCAUUAUUGUUCGUCAUCCCUUUGAACGGCUUGUAAGUGCAUAUGUAGACAAAUUUAUAAAAAACGCAAAGAAAGAAUAUUUUCGAAAAAUUGGAAUGAAAAUCAUUGAGGCAACUAGAACAAAGUGGAGAGAACUAAAUGGAUCACAUUUAACAACACUUUCUAGUGAAGUAAAAAAAAAAAUUGAAGAACUAAAAUAUGUUGAUGAUAGUCUACCUCCAACUUUUGAAGAAUUUAUUAGAUAUAUUAUUUGUGAAUCAAAAUCUCAUAAUAGAUUGAAUGAACAUUGGGAGCCUAUGACACCAUUUUGCACUCCUUGUCUAGCAAACUUUGAUCUCAUAAUGAAGUUUGAAACUCUUGAAGAAGACCAAAACUAUCUAAUAAAAAUGGCGAAGUUAGAAAAAAUUAUAGAACCGAAAUGGAAAAAUCCUACUAAUAAAGAACAUAAAAAUAUUAGCAAUACAUAUUUUUCUCAAAUAUCAAACGAACAACUUUAUGACCUCAUGAACUUAUAUAGAUAUGACUUUGCAUUGUUUCAAUAUUCAUCGGAUCAAUAUUCCAAUUUCGUUCAGAAAAACCUUACAAAUCUUCCGUGUUACUCUGUUCGAUUUAAAUAUUUAUAAAAUAAAUACCUUAUUUGAACCUACC
This is a messenger RNA of Chelonus insularis, 1585 nucleotides long. Its product is annotated as carbohydrate sulfotransferase 11-like. Gene Ontology annotation, biological process: carbohydrate biosynthetic process. The transcript is spliced from 6 exons. Gene Ontology annotation, cellular component: membrane. Gene Ontology annotation, molecular function: sulfotransferase activity. The record is from RefSeq and is a predicted model, not a curated record. Bases 430 to 1560 code for a protein of 376 amino acids. NCBI's taxonomy places the organism in Eukaryota, Metazoa, Arthropoda, Insecta, Hymenoptera, Braconidae.